Molecule: messenger RNA, 1337 nt
Organism: Porites evermanni
Lineage: Eukaryota; Metazoa; Cnidaria; Anthozoa; Scleractinia; Poritidae
Source: the annotation of a GenBank genome assembly
AUGGCGGCGAACUUCCCAACUUCCGCUCUAGAAUACGAACUUUACGAGCGGAUUAAAUGCGAGGUUUUGGAAGAUCUAAGAGACUGGCUUGUACCAAAGCUAAGAACGGACAAAAUAAUCACUUACCUGAGGUCAAAACGUGUGUUUGAUUUGGAUGACCAAGAGCUUAUUAACGCACAAACAACAACAAGAAGGAGCAACAGCAUGUUGUUGGAUUUUGUUAUUGAAAGAGGAUCUACAGCUUUUGAUCAGUUUUGUCAUGCUAUCAGAGAGAAUUGCACCGGUCAAGCACAUGUCCUGGAAAAAAUCCUCAUUGAAUUUGAGAGAAGGAAACAAGAACAAAGUAAGCCGUAAACAAUACCUAAAUACAACACAGCACAACAACAGCCUUCCUUCAGCUGAAGCAGCUGUUGUGAGCCGAAGUAGUAAUCCGAGUUGUCAGAUGGCUGAUAACCUAGUUAAUAUCAAGAACUGGAAUUGUAAGCGAAGUCGUAAGCUAAGUAGAAGUCACAAGAAUUAGAAUGCUUCAUAUUUUCUUGCGACUUCACUUAUGAGUCUGUCGCUUUUUGAGAAUAAGAUUGCGUGAGGCAAAAGUUUUUAGUCAUUGUGAUUGGUUUACUCCUUGUUCUAGGUCAUGAGUGAUGGGUUCACAAGCUGAAAUAAAUUUUUUUUUCAGUCAAAUAUUUUUCUCUGCACAUCAGGUUAAUGGGAGAUUGCUAACCCUAACCCUAACCCUAACCCAACCCCCACCCCCCCGGCUCUUUUCCCAGCUUAAGUUGCUGCAAUCAUGACGGAAAGCUGUUUUAAAAGGAAGUUCUAAAUCUGACAGAGGGGAUCCAUGUCCGUUAGUCCACUUAGAUUGGGACACACUUAAUUAGCAAGUUGGGCCAAGGGAUGUUCAUUUGCCACUGGGUACUUGCUCCCAGGCUGCUGUGUCAGCAAGGCGAGGGUCAAGAUAUUUGGACUACUGAUCAUAACAUCUUUCAACAUACCAGGCCCUGGUUAUUAGUUACAGUGUUUUGCUUUUAAUUACAGAAACUUGCUUGGACUCAUACAAGGUAUUUUUUUCUAUUUUUUGAUGCAAUUUAAUAAUAAAAAUCAAUUUCCAUUCUACAGUUCCCAAAGAUUCACCUCCUUCCAACUUUAACAGCAUUUCUAAUCCUUCGGAGGACCCAAAGCUUCUUGUGGUAACUGGCAUACCUGGCACAGAUGAAGUGGAUCUGAAUAAUUUGCCAGGACCCGGGGACCCUGGUGCACCAGUGCCACCUGAUGAGAUUGACAAUAAUCCAGCUCAAGGUAGUUUGCCUUUGAAUUUUUCAGUUGACAUGCACUUUUAG